AUGACGCCCCACAAGGAGGUCUUCCACAUGAUGCCGCCGGCAGGGUUUUACCAGCACGUCCCCGACAGCGCCUCAUGGGAGUGGGGCCUCUGCUGGGGCCACGCCGUCAGCCGGGACCUGGUGCACUGGCGCCACCUGCCCGUUGCCCUCAAGCCUACGCCGGGCAGCCUCGACCAGGACGGCUGCUUCUCAGGCUCAGCCACGCAGGACGAGAACGGCGUGCCCGUCAUCCUCUACACAGGGGUGGUGCGGAAGCCGCAGGGCAGCUACGGCACCGACGUGAGCCCCCAGUACGAGUUCCAGCUCCUGGCACGCCCCGCAGAUCCAUCCGAUCCCAACCUCACCCACUGGAUCACCGAGCCCUUCACACCCUUCCUCCCCGCGCCUACCACCACCGCGCCCGCCGGCCCGCGCGCCGCGGUCCCCGCCGCGGCCAUCGCCGCGCGCGACCCCGCCGCGCUGGACGCGUCCGCGGGGCUGACCGGGUGGCGCGACCCGUUCGUGGUGGCGCGGCCGACCGCUAACAACCCCUUUUUCACCGUGAUGGUUGGGGCCGGCGAGAAGGGGCGCGCGGGGACGGCGCUGCUGUACAAGAGCCGCAGCAUCCAUGGCGGCUGGCAGUACGUGGGGGAGCUCUGCCGCGACCCCCACUGCCGCAUGCUCGAGUGCCCCCUGCUCUUCCCGCUCCCAACCUUGCCUGCCCACCUCUUGGGCGCGGCCGGGGACGGUGGGGCCGAGACCAACCACGCUGCCAACGGCAUCAAAAACUGCGUGGCGCACGACGCAGCACAAGUGACGCCCCAGCAGCACCUCCUCUGCUACUCCGCCGACUACUGCGCCAACGUGAGCGAGUACCACAUCGGCCCCUUCAGCACCUCCCAUGGCUUCUUUGACCUCGCCGCGUCGGGCCCCCCCUCCAAGAUGGACCUGGGGGAUGUCUUCUACGCCCCAAAUGUGCUGACAGACAGCAAGGGGCGGUCCGUGCUGUGGGCGUGGAUGCAGGAGCGUGAGCGCCCCGCGGGCGACCACUCCUACGCCUGCUGCCUCUCUGCGCCCCGCUGCCUCUGGCUCGCGCCAGCUGACAGCGGCGCUACGGCGCAGCCGCGGCUGUGGCAGGAGCCGCUGCCGGAGCUGUCUGCGCUGCGCAGCCGCCAGCCUGGCGGCUCCUGGUCCUGGCGCCGCGACAGCGAGACCAUCACGGCCGCCAACGGGCACAUCACCACCAAUGGCCACGCGACCACCAACAGCCACUUCACAACCAACGGCCACGUCACCGCCAACGGCCACGCCACCGCCAACGGCCACGCCACCGCCAACGGCCACGCCACCACCAACGGCCAUGUCACCGCCAACGGCCACGUCACCGCCAACGGCCACGCGUCCAAGAGUGGUGCGCUGCUUGUGGCCCCGGGGCUGGCCAAGGGUCACCUUGAUCUGGAGCUGGAAGUAGACAGGGCAGAGGGCGGCGGCGCCGGCGGCGCGUUUGCCCUGGUACUGCACCCCCUGGCGGGCGGGGAGGGCGCGGCCGUGGUGUUCAGCUGGGAGACGGGCGUGCUGCAGUAUGCGGACGACGGCGAGGCCGGCGCGGUGGCGCACUCCGCCGCCGCCGCUCCCAGCGACGCGGCCCUGCGCCCCUCUGAUGCGGCCACCGCCGCCGAGGUUGCUGACGCCGCUGCUGUUGCAGUGGCGGCAGCGGCGCCAACGCUGCCGCGCCGCUGCGGCGGCGCGCUGGCGUGGCUGCCGGCCGGCGCGCAGCGGCUGGGUCUGCGCGUGCUGGUGGACCACAGCCUGAUAGAGGUGUUCACGUCAACAGGAGAGGUCCUGUCCACGCGCGCCUACCGCGGCGCCGGCGCCGGCGGCGCCGUUGAGCUGCUGCCGCUCGGCGGCUGCACGCCGGCGCGCGUGAACGCCUGGGAGGUGGAGAGCAUGUGGCUGCCCGCUGGCGGCGCGCCCGCGACCGCCACCAACGCGCGCUCCGCGGCCAACGCGGCCGCCGCGGCGCCUGUAGCGGCGCCCUUGACGGUUGCGGCGCUUGGGGCCGUGGCGGGCGGUGUGGAGGGCGUCGGUGGCGCGUUUGACGGCUGCGGGGCGCUGAGGGAGGUGCUGGAGAGGUUUGCCCAGGAGCAGGAGGUGGGGCAUCUGCAGCAGGAAGAGGCUGGUGCGGCGACGGCUGGCCGCGGCGCGCCGCUGGACGGCCCUACCAUGGGCUUUGGCGGCGCGGCCGUGCCGCCGCUGCUGCCGCCUGGCGCGUGCCGUUCGAUGCCGGCCAGCCCCGGCGGUGCGCGCGGUGCGAUGCUGCCCUCCUGGGGCGGUGCUGGCGCCGGCGCGUUCCUCACUCCCCCUACCACGCCCCACUUUGGCGCCCGCGGUGGCACCGGCCCCGCUCGCCGCCCGCCCCCGCUCCGCACCCCUCCCAUCCCGCCGGUCCGCGUCGGCGGCUGGGGUGCGGGGUCGCCGGGCCUUGUGCUCUGCGCGGGCGCGGCCCGGUUUUGUGCAUGCGAGGGCUCUUGCGGCCACGACGCGUGGGCUGAGGAGGAGCUGUACCACCACUACCAGUAUGCCGGCAUGGCCAGCCCCGGCCUCAUGAGCCCGCGCGCAACCAGGGCAGAGGUCGCCUGA
Molecule: messenger RNA, 2619 nt
Organism: Monoraphidium neglectum
Lineage: Eukaryota; Viridiplantae; Chlorophyta; Chlorophyceae; Sphaeropleales; Selenastraceae
Product: beta-fructofuranosidase
Exons: 9
Coding region: 1-2619 (872 amino acids)
Biological process (GO): carbohydrate metabolic process
Molecular function (GO): hydrolase activity, hydrolyzing O-glycosyl compounds
Source: RefSeq, a predicted model, not a curated record